Haliotis rubra (blacklip abalone) is the source of this 2346-nucleotide messenger RNA. Its product is annotated as histone acetyltransferase KAT7-like. The record is from RefSeq and is a predicted model, not a curated record. The transcript has 13 exons. Gene Ontology annotation, biological process: regulation of DNA-templated transcription. Gene Ontology annotation, molecular function: histone acetyltransferase activity; zinc ion binding. Lineage: Eukaryota; Metazoa; Mollusca; Gastropoda; Lepetellida; Haliotidae. The coding region runs from base 116 to 1795 and encodes 559 amino acids. Gene Ontology annotation, cellular component: nucleus.
UACAGAUUAAAUGCAACCGGAAGUUCAAAUUUUACCGCGACCGGCGGCUAAUGCCUACGAAAUUUUCUUGGAAACCUGCCACAAGUGUUUAAAAACUUCAUAAUUUCACAGAAAAAUGCCUCGUCGAACGCGGUCACACGUUGAGUCGGUGUCGGAGGAGAGUGACAUGUCAGCAGGGACCCAGGACGACAGUGAUGAUGACCUCAUGCCAGUCCGCGUCACGCGGCGAUCUACAGAGCCUGGUGUUGCAGUUGUCCAGCGGCCAGCCUUCAAGAGGAAACGAGAGCCGCGGGUGUCUGGGUCCGAGUCAGAACCUGACCAGUCCGGAAAAGGCCCCCCAGAGAAGAGGAGUCGAGGAAAGCAUCCGCGAGUUCUCACAGACCACAGUCACACAAACAAUAAGAAAGACUGCGAUAUACCAUCUGACUUCCCUCUGUGGGCAGUGACUGAGAAACGAGCAACACCUCAAACAAACUAUGACGAGACGUCGUCACGGUGUCCCUUGCCUGGCUGUGAUUCCAAAGGUCAUCUGAGUGGUCGUAAUGCAACCCACCGGACACUGACCGCUUGCCCCUUGUAUCACAAUACUACAGCUGAGGAAUGCAAGCGGCGAUAUGAUGACCGACAAAAGAGUUCCGAAGAAAGGAAGAAAAUAGUUGCUGUAUUAAACGACAGACGAGAUUUGAGGAGACAGGUACAAACAGAAGAACAAAAGGCCAAGAGUGAUCGAAUACGAAGUUUAAGAAAGAAGCAUGCAGAUUUGUUAGAUGAGGAGAAAGACAAACAUCGGAAGCAUCGAGAGAAGUACAACACAACUCGGCAACCUCUUCUCAAUGGACUGGCUUCAGAGUAUGAUCUUAAGUUAUUCAAAGAGGCACAAGCUAAAGCCUGUGAAAAAAUGGAGCAUGAAUUAACGCAGCACUAUCAGAGGAGCGAGCAGCAAGAGUACAGAAUAAAAAAGUUAGAGAUUGGACGGUGGGAACUGACCACGUGGUAUUCGUCACCGUAUCCAGAUGAAUAUGCCCGCUUACCGAAAAUCUACCUUUGUGAAUUCUGUCUGAAAUAUAUGAGAACAGCCACCAUUCUACGAAGGCAUCUGGCCAAAUGUGUCUGGCGUCAUCCGCCUGGAGAUGAGAUCUACAGAAAGGGUUCUAUAUCAGUGUUUGAAGUAGACGGCAAGAAGAACAAGGUGUACUGCCAGAAUCUGUGCUUGCUGGCCAAGUUGUUUCUAGAUCACAAGACACUCUACUUCGAUGUCGAGCCCUUCCUCUUCUAUGUGAUGACCGAAAAUGACCAGGGAGGCUGUCACAUAGUCGGCUACUUCUCGAAGGAGAAGAACUCAUUCUUGAAUUACAAUGUGUCCUGCAUUUUGACAUUACCUCAGUACAUGCGCCAGGGUUACGGCAAGAUGUUGAUAGACUUCAGCUACCUACUCAGCAAGGUGGAACAGAAGAUCGGGUCACCGGGGCGCCCCCUGUCGGACCUGGGUCUCAUCACGUACCGCAGCUACUGGAAGGAGGUCCUCCUGGGUUACCUGCACAAAUACAGUGGGAGCGAGAUCUGCAUUAAAGAUGUGAGCCAGGAAACAGCAAUCAAUGCUAAUGACAUUGUCAGCACGUUACAAGCAUUGGGAAUGCUCAAAUACUGGAAGGGAAAACACUUGGUACUCAAACGUCAGGAUCUGAUUGAUGAUUAUUUGGAAAAGAAAGCGAAACGUCCACCUGACCACAAGGCCAUUGAUUCAGGAUGUCUUAAAUGGACACCCCCAUCAAAACGCACAAAUACAGCUUUAUGAUCAUCCCCCAUGUCGAGUUUCAUGGAUACCUCCGGUUCUAGUGGGCACCAGGAGUGUAAGGGUCCACAUGUACCAUCAACUCUCUGUGUCCUCAAAACUUGGUGUGAAGUAGAGAUUUUUGAGUCUGUAACAUUUGGAGGGAGGGAUGGAAAUAAAUGUGAACACUCCGUGUCAUGUUAGAAACUCAAGGGAUCAGACCCAAAUGUGUGGAAAACCGGCAUCUGUAGAGGCUGACUGUACACUGUCCAGGGCAAGUGUUCUGGUGUCAGAAUGGUGAACAAAACAUUGAGGAAGUACUUGCCUGAUAUUCAUCUCCCAGGAACAUGUCGUGGAUCUUGAAACUGUUAUGUAUUGAUGUCACUGAGGACUACCUUCUACCCCUUCACUGUGUGAGAGAUACUAGUUAAACAGCAGAAUCCUGUACCCCUGGUGUCAUGUGAUGUUCGCAAGAACUUACCUUUCAUACUAUGAAUAGAAGGUAUUUGUAUCUUGCAUAAGAAACCAUGAUGAUUGUGAGGUAUUUCUGGUUUGUAAGAGCAAUCUCAUGCCAC